AUGCCUUCAGAGGAAAGGAAUUGGAAAUGCGGACUGGAAAGAGAAAGAAGUCCGCGAUAAUGUGGAGAAUUUGGACUAGGUAUAAAAUUUGCGAUUCUAUAGUAUGAUUUAAUGUGUGCCACUUUUAUUACAGGAUGUUAAAUGUCUGUUUAUUUUGUAUUCGCAUGCAGUUGGAUGUUAAAUGUCUAUUUAUUUUUUAUUUGCAUGCACCUAGUAAAUUAACCUUCUUUCGGUUCACGCAGGAAAACAUGCUGGUGAGCAAAAGUUUUAUUCUCCAAAAAAGAAAGGAGUUAAGGUGAAGGGAUGUGUGCUGAUCAGGAGGACACUUUUCAACAAAGAAGUUCUUGACAUUCUGGAUAAAGGUAUUAUACAAAAACUUAAGUUAGCUCUUUUAGCCCCCCCCCCCCAACCUCACCCACAUGGGAGGAAAUCGGAUAUAGUUAAAAGAGAAUUAAGAAGUGUAUAAUUCACAGUAUGCCACAUCUAUAAGCUCAUCUAAUUACAUGUCGUAUAUAUUUCCAUCUAGCUACAAAUGCAGAAAGUCGAAUUAAUGAAAUUGACGAGGCAAAUGAAAGUACUUGUAUCCUUGUUUUCAUUUUUACACCCGAAUUUAAUAAUGUUUUCAACCCACUGUGUCAUGGAAUAAAAAGCUUUUCUUAACAAGAUAAACAGGUACAAUGUCGACAGACUGUUUAAAUAAAAUCAGCACCGCUUCAGUUGGUGUUCAAGUAGAUGUUCUCAUUGAAAAUAAGUUGGUACACAGUAGAACGUUGCAUGCAUGAUUAGUAUCUCUUUCAGUCAAAAAUCGUGUAUAACUGGAUAUUUUUCAAUCAAUCAUUGUCUUCAAAUAGAAAGACAAGCAGAAACCAUGACAACUGACUGCCCAAGCAAGAUCAGAACAUCCACGUCCAUUGGUAUUCAAGUGAAUACCAUUGACAUUGAGCAAUGCAGUAGUAAGUAUAUAAGUGUGCCAUGGGAUGUUUCAUAUUACAAAAUAUAUGUACCUGUCUAUAAUAAAAUAAAUAUUUAUUAAAAUAAACUAAACAUUUUAUUUAGGUAGCAAAAAUUACAGGUUAAAUACCCAGUAAUUUACAUUGUUAAGAAGUUAACAGGCCAUCUUUUUCACGUGAACAAAAUUUAAUCCAUAGAAGUUAAAGUGGGCACAAUGACAGACUGCUGAAGUGUUGAGACCUGCAAAACCAUGCCAAUUCGUACUCAAAUUGAUGCCAAGGACAGCGAUCACACCACAGGUACUAAUUAAUACGUUAAAAUUCGAAAAGUAUAUCAAUGUUCCUUUGGAAACAAAUAGAAACAUAUACGUGGUGCCAAUAUUACAAGCACAGGCCCUGCUGAUCAUCCAAUUGAUUUGUCAGUCUUACAAGAGGUGUCUAGUGAGGAACCUACUAUACAUGAAGGUAAAAACUAAAUCUGUUUCCGACAAAAGUGCCAGUUAAUGCCAUUACUCGUUAGCUCCAAUUCAAUCCAGGCACGCAUAUAGUGAUAGACAGGUGACCAGGUACCUUUAAUACAUAUUAUUUAUUCAUUUUGAUAGAUAUGAGUUCCAAACCUUCCUCUGAGAAUGUUCCCAAGGUAUCAAGUUCUGAGACUGCAGAGGAUGUUCCUAAAUAAAUAAUUUGGUUACAGAAACCGAACAAAGUAAGCAUUUAAUUUGUAAUCAUGACUUAGAAGAGUUGCCCAGUGAGGAACCUACUACGCAUGAAGGUGAAAACUAAAUGUGUUUCCAACAAAAGUCCCAAUAAAUAUCAGGCGCCUAUAUGUGAUAGACAGUGGACCAGGUGACUUUGAUACAUAUAACAUAUUAUUUAUUUAUUCAUUUUGAUAGAUAUGAGUGCCAAACCUUCCGCUGAGAAUGUUCACAAGGUAUCAAGUUCUGAGACUGUAGAGGAUGUUCCUAAUGUAUCACAUUUAAAUAAUUUGGUUACAGAAACUGAACAAAGUAAGCAUAGCCAUAUAAGCACAAUGCUUUAAUUUGUAAUCAUGACUUACAAGAUUUGCCUAGUGAGAAACCAACUAGCAUGAAGGUAAAACCUAAAUCUGUUUCCGGCAAAAGUGCCAAUAAAAUUCAGGCGGCUAUAUGUGUUAGACAGUUGACCAGGUAACUUUGGUACAGAUAACAUAUUAUUUAUUUUUUAUUUAUUCAUUUUGAUAGAUAUGAGUUCCAAACCUUCUGAGAGUGUUCCCAAGGGUCACAAGGGCAAGCUAUCAAGUUCUCAGACUGCAGAGGAUGUUCCUAAUGUAUCACAUUUAAAUAUUAACUUUUUCCGGUGGGGGGAAGCAAAGCCUCCUAAAUUUCCGACAAAACUUUCAAAUUUCCGACAUACCCCCUGUAAUGUAUGCAGAUGCUGCAAAGCAUCUGGAAGUAAAUAUAUAUUGUCAGGAUAUUGUCUUGAUUACACAACAUGGCGUGUGUCCCAUAAACAUAACAUGGUGUCAGGAGAAAUCCACUAAAUAGAGCUUGAAAAGAUAGCCAUCCAAUAAAACAAAAGAUAGAAAUACAAGGAAUAAAAGUUCGACAACAAGUGUAAACCGAAAUGGAAGGGUUUCCAGCCUCAAAUAUGCCAAAAAUGAACUGGUCGAGCGGUGACUUGCCAGCAGCAUGGAAAUCGUUUCAACAACAUUGUGAAUUUGCUUUUGGUGGGCCAUUAAAAGGCAAAUCCGAAGAACAAAGAUGCAAUUAUCUGAUGAUAUGGGUUGGAGAGAAAGGCCGAGAUGCAUAUAAUACCUGGAAUUUAACAGGCGAAGAAUCGAAAAAGCUCACUACUUACUACGAAAGAUUCGAAGCGUAUGUAAAGCCCAAAUCAAAUAAUAUUUUUGCUCGUUACAAGUUUCAUAAUAUAGUACAGCAAGAAAAGGAGCCAUUCGAACAGUUCUUGACUAAACUUAAGAUCGAAGUUAAAGAUUGUGGAUACAAAGACCCAGACAAAAUGGUUCGAGAUCGAGUAGUAAUCAGUUGUUAUUCGCAAAAAGUACGAGAGAAAUUAAUACAAGAAGGAUCUGAACUAACCUUAGAAAAAGCAGUUGAUAUCGCUCGAACACAAGAAAUGUCAAACACCCAGCUUCAACGUAUGGCACCUGAAGAUAAAGAUGUACACAGCCUCAGAGACGAACGAGAGAGAAAAUUUCAAUAUAAACAUGACAAACGACGAAAAGGCCCAAACACCAGAGACAGUUAUACUUAUAAACAACACUGCAGCAAGUGUGGUAUAAAACAUGACCAAAAUAAAUGUCCAGCAGAAGGAAAGACAUGUGCAAAAUGCAAAAAGCUUAACCCUUUUGCAAGAAUGUGCAAAUCGAAGUUCAAAGUCAAGGAAAGAAAAAGGCAAGUACAUGGAGUUGAAGAAAAUGAGUCCGAAGAGAGUGACAGUGAACUAUAUGUUGGUUCUGUGGAAACUACAGAUGUCAUAAACAAGAAUGAAUGGUAUGAAGAUGUAGAAAUUGCGAAAAAAACUGUAAAUGUUCAGCUCGACACAGGUGCAAGGUGUAAUGUAAUUUCCAUCAAAGAUCUUCAACGUCUUGGAAUCAACACAAAUAUAAAGAAACCAGAAGCACAGCUCAAGUCAUACUCUGGUCAUUUCAUCACCACGAAAGGAGUAACUAUUUUACCAUGUGAGUACAAAAGAAAAACAUACCAAGUAAAGUUCCAUGUUGUUGAUAUUCCAGCACCACCAGUAUUCAGUGUCAAUACAUGCAAAGAAAUGGGUCUUGUAGAAAGAGUACAUGCAGUGGAGGCCUCGAAGUCACAAGAUCAUCACAAUGCAGAUCCCUUCUCGCCACCAAAAUUCAACCCAACCCAACAACAUGAACUGUUAAAAGGAUAUGAUGAGUUGUUUACAACCUCGUCCCCAGGGCCUUUUGAGGAAAGAUGCGAAGGGCAGCUAAGGCCCUGGUAAAGGCUGGUGAAAUAAUCCACAAAUUGUGGAUUAUUUUGUCACGUGAUAUAUCGGAGCAAAUACUAUACAGGGGGUGCGAUCGCGGAUCGCUUCAGCUACAAUAUAUUCGUCAAUAUUGCAUAAACACCGAAAUCGACAAAUAAAGAACAAAAAUCUAUUUUAAAAUGAAAAAAUCUGUUAACGUUCUUCCAAAAAUAUUGAAUAAAUUUGAAAUUGUCUUCAAAUUAGCUCUGAGAACCUUGGUUGAACUGUAAAGGAGAUCUAUUAAAAUAUACAAAGCAACAGUGCAAAACGAAUGGAUCGAUAGAAGUAUUUAUACUAUAUGAAUUACUGUCGCAAGGAAAUUGCUGCCUCGAUUGUGAAACAGAUAUGUAAAAUCACUUUAAUUUAAUAAUAUGGACUCUCAAUACACCAUAUCUGUGAUCAUCAAAACAUUUAAUAGUUAUUGUUGCUACAAUAGAUCUUUCUUGCAAAUGUCAAUAUCAUACAGUAUAUUUAACAGUUAAAGGGAGUACAAGGCCCAAAGAAUGUCUGAAAAACAUUAGGAAUGUCAACAUCGUAUGCACUUGGAAUUUAAAUGCUUAUGUUAGCCAUAUGCCCUGAGUAUAACCUGGUUGACCUCCAUGGUUAAUUAACAUUUCCUGAAUUUAACUGAGUUGAAAUAUUUUAUUUGAUUUUCAUUCUUAUCCCAAGAACAUUGUGAACACACAUAAUAGUGCUUUAAUUGGGUUUAGACUUCAAAGGCCAAGCAUCAAAACAAAUGUUGUGAUCUUAAUGAUCAGGCAUUCCCAAACAAUUACAUGCAUGAGGGUAAAAUCAGACAGAAAGCCUCCAUAUAUGCUUUAUCAAGGCUGAAUAAUAUGAGAUGGAAUUAAUCUCCUCAUUAUACUGUUAACAAGCUCUUGUUUUUGUUUGUAAUCAAUUACACAAAUUACUUCCCAGAACAUUAUUUAAGGAGAUUAUUUGACAAGUCAGCAGGUACAUUUUUUCCUGAGUCACAAUUGGGGCAAUUCAGUGUCACUCAUCACAACAGGCACUCAAAAUCACUCACAACAUACAACAGGCAGUUCAGCAUCACUCACCACAAUUGACUGUUCAAUACUGUGUGCCUCAGUAGGCAAAUCAAUAAUCAAUAUUUUGCUCAGAUCAACAACAAAUAUCAAAAUUGAACUCAUUCUCAAAACAUGAUACAAUAACAAGGGGUCUCUUAUGGACAAAUACAAGACACCUGGUGUCAAAUGUAUCAAGUGACAAGAUUAUUCAUCUCUUUUAAUUUAAAUACAUUUUGCCACCGUGUAAUAAAGUACUAUUUGUUGUUGGUGACCAUCAGUUGAGCAAUUUAAAACAUUCGCAGUGUAUGCUUUAUCAGACCUAAAGGUACUUGGCUUCACCUUGUAUCUUUAUACCUGAUAAAACUAUAGUACAUAAAAUAACUAUGAUAUUUAGCCUGCAUAAAUGUAUGAAGGAUAUUAUACAUAUAUUCUGUUGAUGAUCCGAUAAUCAUUUAACACGAAAUCCGAUAAUCAUUUAACUAUUGAGAAUUGUGUGAAUUCCUGAAUUACUUAUUGUUACAGACUGUACUGACCUCUUGCAAUUAUGGUUAAUAUUAACCAAAAUCUGACAAUGUCUCUAGUUAACCCAUUGAGCUGCAAUGUGCCCCAGUGUGCCCUACUUACUGAAAUUGACUGAUUUGUGGUUUAUGGGGUUUUUUGUGGCAAUUCUUUGGGCAUCACAAGUGCAUUUGUAUAUCUUAAUACCCUGUGAGAAUACAAGUAUUAGUAUUUAAAUGACACAAUAUGAUGUAAGUUACCUUUCAGGUAUAUAAUUUGUAUACAGCAUCAGUGGUGUAACUUAACUUUUUUGACCACUUGCCCUCAGGGCAAGUUGGACAUGAAAAUUGGUUGCCCUGAAUAAAAUCCACUUGCCAUCAGGCAAUGGGGUACAUAUGCGGGCCAGUAUAAAUUAGAGAGACAACAUAUCCACUCAUUGGACUGGUGGCAUUGGCUAUGUUACUGCCUCAGAUCUAGACUACAUCACAUCUAGCUUUGGCUCACAUAUUAAACAAAAUUUGAAUCAAGUACACUUAUUUAAUGUAACACUAAUCACCAUUAUUUUUUUUUAUUAGUUUUACAAUAAGAAAUUGAAGGCACAGACAACAGGACUAAUAAAGUCCCAAAAUAAGUCAUGCCAUAAAUUAAGUCCUGCCAUAUUUUGUUAUCAUAUCCUGAAUAAACAUUUAAUAACCAAAAAGAGAAUCAAUGCAUAAUAUAAUCAAACAAUUUAGAUGAAUUUGAUGCAGAUGAUUUGCCAGCUUGAACCAAUGUCGUCGAACAGCCUUUAUUCUAUCCGACAAUAAUAAUAUGAACUGAAAGCUGGGCAGCUUUUUGUGGCAAAGCAACUUGCCCGUUCGGGCAACCAAGAAGAAACUUUUACUUGCCCAUCGUGAUAUUCACUUGCCCCGGGCAAGUGUUAAGUUACACCUCUGAGCAUAGUAGUUGCCAUUUGGCAGCUGUUGGUCUGGUUGAAGUGCUCAGAUAAUUUGGGGAGACCCAUGGCAUGCUCUCUCAACAGUGAAGGUUCAAAAACACACAUGCCGGAAUGCUUAUAGAAUACCUCGCCAUUUUCCGCAUUCAUUGACACAUAAAUAAGUACAAGAAUCACUUCAAAAUAGUUUAAGGGUAAAGUUUAGAGAUUAAAUCAUGAGUAUGGUAGUUUGGUUCAAAUUUGAAGAAUGAGGCAAUCAUAUUAGAUCAAUUUUGAGUAAAUUGACAAUGUUUACAAGGAAUUAAUAGCGGUACGGUGUGAAAGUUGUGGGUAUUCUAUAGUUGUAUCAAAAAAGUGAAAAACCAAGUUAAAAGCCCCAAGAAUACCUGAUUGCCACAAUGUCAUAGAGCAUAGUUGCUGACUAAGAAACAUCUAUUAGACCAUGUACAGUACUUGAGUCUUGUGGUAAUAUCAGUGAUAUUGCUUUUGUAUUAUACGAUAUACUGUAAACUUGCUGUUAACAUAUUAUAUUAUUAAUAUUCAUGGUUGUCAAAUAUCAUAAAAUCAACACACAAAAUUCACACACAAAGGUUGAAAAUAGUGUAUAUUGGUAUAAAUUAACAUUUAAUAAAAAUGCAUACAUACGUAACCCAUGGUCGGCAUGGAAUUUUGUCACUUGGCACAGUACUUUAAUGUUUUUUAAUGUUUGUCCCACAUUAAAAUAUAUUGAGUCAAUGACAGUGCAACUGUUCAUAUUAAAACGUUCUAAUCACAUCUUACAUGCACAUUUGUAUUCAGUAGUAAUCUUUUCAUAAAGGUACAUCAAAGUCCCAAAUCAAAUUCUUCACUGACAGUAGUGACAGUAUGUUAUUGACUCCCAAACGACAAAUAUUAUAAAACACGCUUCCAAGCUGAAAAGAAAUAUUUACUGUUGUCAGUCAGUGUUUAGACAAUUAGACGCUUCUCUUUGAAUCUUGAUCUUCCACAAGUAUUGCUGUUGAUUAUAUUCCAUAUCUUUUUGAAGAACAUCGCAGACUAUAUAUUUAUUUCCACUGUCAGUUGAAAAGUUUAUCAUCAUAGUUUCAGUCGCAAAAGCUUCUAUCGCCCCUUUGCACGGCCAUGUUUGAUAAAAUCAAAGCGGCCCGCACCCCCGGUUUGAAAAGCUAAAUAUUCUGAAAUAUUCAAAAUUUGAAGCAUCACGUGACCAGCCUUUACCAGGGCCUUUGCUGCUUCGCCUCCUUCCUCAAUAGGCCCUGGGGACGAUGUUGAGUUGUUUACUGGUCUUGGAUGUUUGCCUGGUGAACAUACCAUUGAAAUUGAUCGUUCAUAUACCCCUGUUGUCCACCCACCAAGGAGAGUCCCGUUAGCCCUGAAAGAGCAGAUCAAAGAAGAAUUACAGAGGAUGAAAGAUGCUGGUGUUAUCGUCAAACAAACAGAACCCACAGAUUGGGUCAACAGCAUGGUUACAGUAAUAAAACCCGAGAAAAUCCGAGUGUGUAUUGAUCCAAGAGAUCUUAAUCGAGCAAUAAAAAGAGAACAUUAUCCAAUGAAAACGAUUGAAGAAGUUGUAGCUGGAAUGCCAGAAGCAAAAGUGUUCUCCGUGUUAGACGCCACCUCGGGAUAUUGGCAAAUGAAAUUGAAUGAAGAGAGUUCGAAACUAUGCACUUUCAACACACCGUUUGGGAGAUACCGCUUCACACGACUACCAUUCGGAAUUAAAUCGGCCGCAGAGGUUUUCCAAAAGAAAAUGUCACAGGUGUUGGAAGACAUUGAUGGUGCUGAAGCAAUAGUAGAUGACAUCCUGGUGUGGGGAAAAUAUAUUCAGGAGCAUGAUGCAAGAUUGAAGAAAGUCCUCGACCGAGUCCAAGAAGUCAACCUAAAGCUGAACCAGAGGAAGUGCCAAAUCAGAAAAGAAGAAAUUGCAUAUGUUGGUCAUCUUCUAACCAAGGACGGUCUUAAGCCAGAUCCCGAGAAAGUAAGAGCUGUACAAGCCAUGACCAAACCAUCCAACACGAAAGAGUUAAAAACAUUUCUUGGGUUUAUCCAAUAUCUCGCAAAGUUUUUACCCAAUAUGGCCGAACUCAGUGCACCACUUCGAACGUUGUUGGAAAAGAACACAGCAUGGCAUUUGGGAAAAGCAACAAGAAGAUGGCUUUCAACAACUCAAGAGAAUGGCAACCAGUGCCCCAGUGCUAAGUUAUUAUGAUCCCAAGAAGCCUGUUACCUUAUCUGUAAAUGCCAGUUCGAAAGGACGUGGAGCAGUGCUGUAUCAAGAAGAAAAACCAGUUGUAUAUGCCUCCAGAGCGUUAACACCAACACAGCAAAAAUAUGCACAAAUCGAGAAAGAGACUUUGGCUAUUGUAUUUGGUACAACCAAGUUUCACCAGUUCCUGUUUGGAAAAGAAGUACUUGUCACAUCAGACCACAAACCACUGGAAUAUAUAUUCAAUAAGCCUCUGCACCAAGCGCCACUUCGUCUACAGAAGAUGCUGUUAACCCUGCAAAGAUAUGAGUUAAGAAUUGUCUACAAGCCUGGCAAAGAGUUGUUCAUUGCUGAUGCCCUAAGCAGCAAUUACCUAGAAGAAACGAAAGAAACACUGGUGCAAGAACUCGAAGUAAACAAAGUCCACCUUACAGCCCACUUACCAAUAUCACCUGAAAAGUACCAAGAAUUCCAGAAAGCCACUGCUGAUGAUGUUGUAAUGCAAGCAGUUCAAGAUGCAGUUCUCGAGGGAUGGCCAAAGAACAAAGCUAAUGCACAAGCAGAGAUCAAACCGUAUUGGACAUGUAAAGAUGAAAUUUCCUGCGUUGAUGGCCUCCUCUUCAAGGGAAACAAAUUAAUUGUUCCGAAGUCCCUUCGACCACAGAUGCUAGACAUCAUACAUGAAUCACAUCAAGGGAUCGUGAAAUGCAAACAACGUGCAAGAGACCUCCUCUACUGGCCGGGAAUGACAAGCCAAAUCGAGGAUAAAGUGUCCAAGUGUCAAGUUUGUUGUCAAUACCAGAAAGCCCAAGCGAGAGAGCUCAUAAUAACGAGCAAGAUUCCUGACCGCCCCUGGGCGAAAAUUGGUGUGGAUCUAUUUGAACAUAACAAGACACAUUACCUAUUAAGUGUUGACUACCACUCCAAGUGGAUUAAAAUUGCCAAACUGCAUGGAUAACCAAAGCAGCAAGAACACCAUCACUUACCUCCAAAGUCAGUUUUCCAGAUAUGGUAUACCAGAUCAGUUAGUAAGUGAUAAUGGUCCCCAAUUCAUUAGCGCAGAAUUCGCAGAGUUUUCUAAGAAAUAUGGGUUCACUCACAUCACAUCAAGUCCUCAUUACCCACAAGCAAACGGCGAGGCAGAGAGAGCCGUGCAGACCGUGAAGGGUCUUCUCACCAAAGAUCCAUACAAGGCAUUGAUGAACCAUCGAAACACGCCACUGAAAGAAAUAAACCAGUCUCCAGCACAACUAAUGAUGGGUCGCAGACUUAAAACCAGUAUCCCAACAGCAGCCCCACUUCUGAAAUCUCGAGCAUCCGACGAAGUUCAGCGAAUUUUGAAGAAACAGAAGGAAUACUAUGACAAGCACACAGGAAAAGAAUUACCACCACUUCAACCAGGAGAGACCAAUGGAUUAAAGCCAAAGUUCUACACAAGCACCAGUCACCAAGAUCAUAUGUCAUUGAAAGUGAACAAAGACAAAAGUAUCGAAGAAACCGCCGUCAUCUGCGUUCCAGUAAACUAUCAGAGAAAGAACAGAGGAGUGAUGUUAAACAUGCAGGCACCAAAGAGCCGAGGGCGAGCAGUGACAAAGCAAGAGCGACAGCAAAGAAUUCAGUUGGACAGUCCAGCCAGGGUAUCAUAG
Messenger RNA from Paramuricea clavata, 10244 nucleotides. The record is from the annotation of a GenBank genome assembly. Lineage: Eukaryota; Metazoa; Cnidaria; Anthozoa; Malacalcyonacea; Plexauridae.